This is a messenger RNA of Solanum pennellii, 1636 nucleotides long. Its product is annotated as auxin-responsive protein IAA13. Gene Ontology annotation, biological process: regulation of DNA-templated transcription. NCBI's taxonomy places the organism in Eukaryota, Viridiplantae, Streptophyta, Magnoliopsida, Solanales, Solanaceae. Gene Ontology annotation, molecular function: protein binding. The record is from RefSeq and is a predicted model, not a curated record. The transcript has 5 exons. Gene Ontology annotation, cellular component: nucleus. The coding region runs from base 225 to 1187 and encodes 320 amino acids.
UUAGUGUGAACCAAAUUUGGUAUUGUUGCAAAAACAAGAUUCGUUAUUGCCUGCUACAAAAUGGCAUUAGCGGGGACCGUUUAGGAGAAAAAUCAUCAUCAUAUUCAUCUUCUGAAGCGCACAAAGCAGACAAAGCUACCCCACUUUUCUUACCUUCUCCAACACCCUUUACUUACCUUCCCUUCAAUACCAUCUUUUUUCUCAAAACCCUUUAGGUUUUCUUGAUGAAAGGUACUCUUGGUUUAAUGGGUUUUGGAGGAGUUACUUAUGGGGUUUCAGUUGAUGGCUCAAUUUGUACUCUGUCAAAGGAAGAUAAUAAUGGGGUGUUGUUAUCAUCUGAGGCUUCUUCAUCAUACCCUGAUGAGACUCAACUUGAAUUGGGUCUUGGACUGAGUCUUGGUGCUUCUGCUGAUGUUGCCCUUCCUAAGGCUAAAAAUGGUUCAAGGGGUGGUUAUGCUAAAAUAUUGACACCCAAAAAAGAUUUCCAUUCUUUGGGUUCUAAUUCAUCAUCUUCAUGUUCAUCUUCUUCUGCUAUUAAACCUAAUAAUGCUUCUUGUGGCACUAAGAGAACUGCUGAUUCUAUUUCUCCUCCUCGUUCUAGUGUCAGUCAGGUUGUUGGAUGGCCUCCUAUAAGAACUUAUAGGAUGAACACCCUGGUUAACCAGACAAAACCACCACCCCCAGAAGAAUUUUCUGUGACAAACGAGAAAUGCAAAAGUAAAAAUACUAUCGCUAAUGCUGGGAGCAGCAAGAUCAACAACUUUGCAAAGGAGAAAGGGCUCGUCAAGGCUUCUCUAUUUGUGAAGGUCAAUAUGGAUGGAGUUACAAUUGGAAGGAAGGUAGAUCUGAAUGCACAUAAUAGCUACGAGAACUUGGCACGAACUCUAGACAACAUGUUCUUAAGACCCAGCACGACUGUUUGUGCAAGAUCAUCAAACGUACAGGAGCUAGGUGUCAUGUCAGAAACAACGUCUUCUUCAAGAUUAUUAGAUGGAUCAUCUGAAUUUGUGCUGACUUAUGAAGACAAAGAUGGAGACUGGAUGCUUGUUGGAGAUGUUCCUUGGGAGAUGUUUAUUAGCUCGGUCAAGAGACUACGAAUCAUGAGGACAUCUGAUGCCAAUGGACUCGGUACAUCUCCAAGUUUCAUGGAAAGAAAUGGUGGAAGACCGGGGACUAAGCCUAUAUAGGUCAGACAAAGAAUCUACUUUCAAAAGAUAAAGAGACCUCCAUUUGAAGGAUGAAGUCUAAAAGGAAAUUUUAGUGGAUGGUAAAAUAAUUUUCUGAGUUAACAAAUUGGUCCUAUAUGACCUUAUUGGUUUUUUUUUUUUUUUUUUGGGUCACUUUUCGUGCUUUUUUUACUUCACGGUCUACCCCACUCUCUGGGAGGAGAUCGCUUUUACUGGAUCACAGAAGAUGCCUGUAUAUGUCAUUCACCACGCGAUCUUCAGCAUAAGUUUCAUUUCACCCUUGUGUAGCAUGGAUGUAUCCACUUAUACUAUAUUACAAUGAUGAGCUUGCCGCUCCCUGAAACAGAUGAACACUAAUGUUGUUGAAAGGAAAGUUUGCUAGGUUCAUACUGGGAACCUUUUUUGUUGGUUUUGAUAAAAUCUUUCAUUACUUUGAUGUUUGUAUUUCA